AUGAAAAGCAAAGAAAAGCAUCUAUACCUAUGCUUGACCAUCCCGACAACGGACACGGAGUUCAAUGGCAUCGUGACGGAGUUGAGGGAAGUGUUCGCUGCUGUGCACAUAUUGCCUGCCAAUGAAAGGAGGAAAGGCAACCAAGACUUGAAGCAGAAGAGAACUCGGAAGGUGGAACAUGUGCAGAAUGUCGGCUCAUCGCUCGUUGACCGGCUUUUGAAGCUUCGAGGGGAGUCUGGAUCCGUGAAAUCCCAUAGGUGGAGAGACCCUUCACCCUCGAAGAAGCUGGGCCUACAGAGGCACGUGUUCGGCCUGAAUGUGCCGACGGUGCUGCGGGAGACGCUAUUGGUGGAGCUCACCAUGGUGCGUUUUCUCGCACAUGACGAUGAUGGUGCUCCAAGCCCAGUCGUCGACGAUGAGCCCGAAGAAGAGGCGGAGGCGGUAGAGGUAGAGGCCAAAAAAGAAGAGCGGGCCGGGCGGUCCAAGAUUGCAACCCUUGCAGCACGCUUGUGUGCAGAUCAGUGCCUUGGCCUACGGUCAAAGACUUGGAACGCAGGCAGUGAAGGACAACGCAGAGAGCAGCAACGGGGUCUGAUCACAUUUUCUGUUUGCCGCAGCAUUGUGCUGAAACCGCUGAAGAAAAGUGUUCGCCACGCCAUGCCGCGGGGCGGCCGCCCUGGGCUCCGUAGAGCUUGGAUGCUGCCAAGCGUUUGCAUCAUCGUUGAGCUGCUAGCUCGACGUCCCAAGCUGCUUGGCUUUGGAACAGUAUCCAACUUGGAUCCUUUCAAGUCCCGGGCCGCAAGUUCCCUCAGUUCCCUCAGCCCUGCCGAGAGAGAACUGGAGAGAAAGCUCCGCAGCGCCUCGGAGUGGGAAGUGGUUGACGCCGCCGUGUCUUCAUACACUGGCAACUCUUCACGGAUCUACGUAUUGGCGAUGAAUGCGGCCAUCCACUACGACCAACUUCUGCAAGGAGCAUCGUUGUACAGAAAAUGCAAGGAGAGCUGUCAGCAGGAUUCCUUCUGCUAUUCCACAGCCUUGCGAAUCUUCGGGCAGCUGGAAGACACUGAAAGAGUAUGUGAGGUAUAUCAAGAAGCCUUGAAGGACUGUGGCUUGAAUGGACAUCUGGCGAUGUCUCGGAUCUCCGCCGCAGCCAGGGUGGCUGAUGUGAAAACCGUUGCGCAGGUCCUUGAUCAAAUGGAAAGUCGCAGAGUGGAUAUCGACCUCUACCACUUGACGUCGGCCAUUCGAGCAUGUUCAGACUUUGAGAGCAAGGAGCGGCAUCUGGUUGCAGAGUACUUUUUCACACAGAUCCACGAACUCAGAUUGCAACCUGAUACGGCCGUCUUCAGCAGUAUGGUUGCAACACAAUGGCAAGCCCCUCUGCCGGUGAUUGAUUCACUCUACAUUGACAUGAAGAACAUGCAGGUAGAGCCAGACAAACUUUUCGCAGAGUUGUAUUUGACGACGGUGUUGCAAAAACCUCGCGGACAGAUUUGGGACAGGAACAACAAGUUUCUUGAGUCAGUCUUGCAAAAUAAACCACUGGAUCGCGUGAAAGCUGCUCAAAAUGCGUUAUUGGAUUUUCACGAUGCCAAUGUGACACUGUCCCGGCUGUGUAAGGAUAUCGAUUAUGUGCUGAGGCAAAGAUACAAACCGCCAGAUUCCCAUGACCCUUACCUCUGAAGGUGCGUAAAAGAUGGUCAGCUCGUACCAACCGGUCAGGGCUCGCAUCAUGUGAUCCAUUUCUUACCAACUUAAGGGGCCAAGAAGACACCGGGGCCAAGCCAUCCGAUUUGGACAGCUGAUCGCGACCGAAUGCAGCUCCGUGGAAAUUUGGAGAAGCCGAAGAUCGCAGAUAUCGCAGAGCGUUGGCGAGUUCGCUCCCAGUUUCUCAUAGGUCAAGAUGUGCGAUGAGAUCCAUGAGCGGACCUGUAGAUGACAUGAGAUUGGAA
Messenger RNA from Cladocopium goreaui, 1952 nucleotides. The record is from the annotation of a GenBank genome assembly. Lineage: Eukaryota; Dinophyceae; Suessiales; Symbiodiniaceae.